UCUUCCGUAAUUAAAAAUCCAUCAAAAUCUUCUGCGGCGAUAAACAAGGAACAACGUAUAUAAAAAAUUAUGUUGCGUUACAGUUAUGCAUUUUAACUUACGCCCGAAAGAAAGAUAUAAUUUUGUCUUCCUUACUUCUGUCUACUUUCGGUUGUGAGUAUCGUAAUUCAUGUUCCAAACUAAUCAGUUUAUUGAAGAAAAAAAAACAUAAAUAAACUGAAAAGUAUUUUGGAUUCAAGAAAAAAACGAUUUUUUUUUUCAAUUGGUUAUGUGAGCGAGACAGCUGCAAUUUUUCAUAAGGAAGCCGGGGAAUCCAAAACUUUUAAUGAAUAGAAGAAAUCAAUUUGACAAAAAGAAAAAUGGCUACUGGAGUAAUCUAUGAAUUUCUUUUUGAUCAUAAUGUAUUUGAUCACAUAUUAAUAAGUCAUUCAAUCUAUCCACUUUCCAUCGCUGUCUCGUAUGUCUUGUUCACUAAAUAUUUGGGUCCUUCUCUUAUGAGAAACAAGAAUGGUCUACAGUUGAAAAACUUCAUGAUUGGAUUCAAUUUAUUUCUCUGCCUUCUAAACACAUAUUUAUCUUGGACGGGCACCUCUCAACUGGUCAGAUUUUUCUAUAUGAACUGCAGAUUAAAAGAAAGUCCUGAUUACAAUAUAUUCAAAGAGGCAUUGCAACUUUAUGGAUGGCACAUAUACUUAGUGAAAUUUUUUGAACUGUUUGAUACGGUAAUCUUUGUUCUCCGAAAAAAAUUCAGUCAGAUAACAUUUCUCCACGUAUUUCAUCACAGCAUUGUAUUUUUAAUAUGUUGGAUCUCCAUGAGAAUACAAGUAGUUGGUAUAGUAUUUUUGCUUCUUCUCUUUUAGUUGAA
Molecule: messenger RNA, 865 nt
Organism: Parasteatoda tepidariorum (common house spider)
Lineage: Eukaryota; Metazoa; Arthropoda; Arachnida; Araneae; Theridiidae
Product: very long chain fatty acid elongase 7
Biological process (GO): fatty acid elongation, polyunsaturated fatty acid; sphingolipid biosynthetic process; fatty acid elongation, saturated fatty acid
Cellular component (GO): endoplasmic reticulum membrane
Molecular function (GO): fatty acid elongase activity
Source: RefSeq, a predicted model, not a curated record